AUGGCGCCAACAUCCCAUCUUCCUCUCUUCGGUGGAGUCCGAGCCUGGUCUCCAAACGACUGGACCUCCUCCGACGACCGCGUCCGUGGCGGCUCCUCCCAGUCAGAGCUUACCUGCUCUCCGUCCUCUUUGAUCGCUAAAUUCCACGGAACUCUCGAUAUUACGGCCCUAGGUGGCGCAGGUUUUGCCUCGCAGCGUACAACAGGCGAGGACCGGACGUGGGAUCUCACUGCUUACGACGGCAUCGAAUUGGUCAUCGACAGUGCAGAUAACAAAGUGUACACCUUCACACUGAAGGAUGAGAUCCUGCCCAAGCGCCCUGAUGGCCGGGAGCGAAGCUCAGUGAGCUGGGAGUUUAAUUUUCGGGCCGAGGGAAGUCGGACCAUCUUUGUCAAGUGGAGUGACUUUAGACCGACCUAUCGUGGGAAGAAUAAGGAUGACGCCGAGCCAUUGGAUCUCAAAAAGAUCAAGAGAUUCGGCAUCAUGAUCAGGAGUUUCUUCGGAGAACAGGAAGGCGCUUUCUCGCUCAACAUUGUCUCUAUUGCAGCCAUGCGGACAGAACGAUACCUUGAUGAGCCCGAUGACGACUAUAUUGAUAAUGUCAUGAAUGAGAAAUCUGCUACCACUACCGCCUCGAGACAGGCAGGGAGAUGUCGAGGGUGGUUCGGCUGGUUGACAUCGUGCCUUGGGUUCUGA
Penicillium canariense is the source of this 696-nucleotide messenger RNA. Its product is annotated as CIA30 family protein. The coding region runs from base 1 to 696 and encodes 231 amino acids. Gene Ontology annotation, biological process: NADH dehydrogenase complex assembly. NCBI's taxonomy places the organism in Eukaryota, Fungi, Ascomycota, Eurotiomycetes, Eurotiales, Aspergillaceae. The record is from RefSeq and is a predicted model, not a curated record. The transcript has 3 exons.